Acanthamoeba castellanii str. Neff is the source of this 1080-nucleotide messenger RNA. Its product is annotated as RFX DNAbinding domain containing protein. The transcript has 4 exons. Gene Ontology annotation, molecular function: RNA polymerase II cis-regulatory region sequence-specific DNA binding; DNA-binding transcription factor activity, RNA polymerase II-specific. NCBI's taxonomy places the organism in Eukaryota, Discosea, Longamoebia, Acanthamoebidae. The record is from RefSeq and is a predicted model, not a curated record. Bases 1 to 1080 code for a protein of 359 amino acids. Gene Ontology annotation, biological process: regulation of transcription by RNA polymerase II.
AUGGCGAGCCAGGACGAACACCACACAAACAGCGAACUUGGUGAGCAGCUGCAGAACCACCAAGACGAUGACGUUUCGACGGACGAGAGAGACCGCAUCGCCGUCGUGCAAUGGUUGAGGGACAACUACACCAUCAACUCGGCCGGCUCUGUCAGCAAGUGCGAGGUGUACGCCCACUACCUCGACAUGUGCAGACAAAAGGGUGUCACCUUCCCCAUGUCCCGCACAUUCUAUGGCAAGCUGGUUCGCCGAGCCUUCCCAGGCAUCAAGAGCAACAGAAAAGGACCCCGUGGCCAGGCCAAGCAGCACUACACCCACCUGGUCCGCCGUAUGGCCGAGGACGACGCCCUGGUGGGUCUGACGGGCUCUUCUGACGGUAGCGGCCAGCGACGCAGCCGGUCGGUCUCGAUGCCCUCGUCUCCCGCGCUGUCGCCCUCGUCCAUGAACUCCUCGGGCUGCCUCUCGUUCACGUUUCAGGUGAAGCCCCAGAGGCCGCGUCAGCGCUCCUCUUCCUGCAAGUCGUCGGCUUCCUCAUCUUCAUCGUCGUCUUCAUCUUCCUCUGUACAAUCAUCGCCCAUGCUCUCGCCCAUCUACACAGCAACCACCCAGGCCCAUUCUCAGCUGUCCACUCCCACCUCCACCUCGCCGUCGCCUUCAUCGUCGACCUGCUCGUCGCCUCGCUCGUCGGUCCACUACUCGCCCCAGCCGUCGUCGCCCAUAACCUGGCCCAGCACGCCCCAGCUCCAACAACACACCUCGUCGCAGCCGUCGUCGCCUUGGCCGCAGCAGUACUACGACGACCACAACAGCAGCAGCAACGUCAGCAGGAGCACCAGCCUCAGUCCGUACCUGGACGCCACGCCAAUGCUUGCGGCGCCCAGUGUGCUGUCGAGAGAGGCCGAGGUGCUGCUCUACCGCUGUGCCAUGCUGCAGAAGGUGCGGGAGCGGUGCCGCGAGGGGCAGAGCGCGGAGCGACCGACCAGGGACAGCUUCCUGUUCCGGGCCAUCAACGACCCGUCGUGGAACGACGCAUGGGCCGACCUGGGCUUCUCCGAGUGGUGCCUGGACAACCUGCUGUGA